This is a messenger RNA of Esox lucius (northern pike), 6532 nucleotides long. RefSeq names its product pleckstrin homology domain containing, family A member 6 (gene plekha6). The record is from RefSeq and is a predicted model, not a curated record. Lineage: Eukaryota; Metazoa; Chordata; Actinopteri; Esociformes; Esocidae.
GUCUGUAUCAUCUGUUAUAUGAUUGAUCCGGCGAAGGAUGCUGAAGUUCCGCGCGGACCGGAGGGUGAGUCAACAUGACCCAAGCGGACCAGCUGGACAGCCAGUGACCCAGUUCCAGCUGGAAGAGACCGGACCGAUACACACGUACAUAACGAGCUGUGAUUUGGAAAUGAAUGGGAAGGCUGGAGGGAGAGGACCCGUGAGUUCACCCACCGACGUCAACUCCAACUCCAACAGCACCACCAUGGUAUCAGACCUAUCUUCCCCAGAGUCCCAGACCCAGGCCCAGCCCUUCACCCCCCGGGCAUCUCGGACUCAAAGGAAAGCUGCUACGUUUGGGAAGCGUUCCAACUCCAUGCGGAGGAACCCAAAAGCAGAGGUGACCAAACAAGGAUGGCUAUACAAACAGGCCAGCAGUGGGGUGAAACAGUGGAACAAGCGAUGGUUCGUCUUGACUGACAGAUGCCUCUUCUACUACAGAGAUGAGAAAGAGGAAGGAGUGCUGGGAAGUCUACCACUGCUCAGCUUUCGGAUCGGAGGAGUGCAGACGUCAGAUAACAUCAGCCGCAAGCACGCCUUUAAGGCGGAACACGCUGGAAUACGGACAUAUUACUUCAGCGCUGAGACAGCCGAGGAACAGGAGGAGUGGGUUGAUGCCAUGAACGAGGCUGCACAGGUCCAAAUACAACCUUCAUAUAGGAUCACCAACUCAGAGGCCACCACACCCACAGCGGAACUCCGCGGUAACACCAUGGUAACCAAAGGACCGGAACCACACGCCCAGACAAACAUCGAGGAGGAUGACCAGAACAAUGACCUCCGAGACCCAGAUCGCGGACCACGAGAACCCGCCCAUCACAAGGUCAAUGGGGUCAACAACGGGAAAACGCCUCCACUCUCCCACAUGGAGCAGGAGGAGAGGAUGGGGGUAGAGAGAGUGGAGAGGGGAGAAAGAGGAGGACCUGCACCGGGGGGUGCUCACCAGCCCCAUCACCAGCCCAACGGAUGGGGCCCCUACGGCCCCCCAAACGGGCCCCCACACCAUGGAAACGGACCCCCUCAGGGAAACGGACCCCCUCAGGGUAAUGGCCGCCUGCCCCAGGGACCUCCAGAGGGAGGGCCGAGAGACGGGAGGGAGCAGCCUGAGAAUGUAGUGUUGAGACGGGGCUUUGUGCCACGGACCAACCCUGAGAGACAGGCCCAGAGGAAGAGCUCCAUGACACAACUACAGCAAUGGGUCAACCAGCGCAGAGGAAUGGCUGUACAUGAGGACCUGAACAGUCCUUCUCAUUACUUCUCAGUGAAUCGGGGGGCACCAGGGGACUACUACAGUGUGUACGGCAGCAUUGUGGGCGGCCCAGGCUUCGUUGAGGAGUACCCCCUCUACCCACCUGGCGUUCGCCCGGACAGCAUCUGCUCCGUGUCAGCCGUUAGCUACGACCGGCAGGGCCACCCUCGCUGGACCACAGAGGAGAAGAGACGCUCGCUGCGGGAAGACCCCCCCUAUACGCACCCCCGUCGUCACGCGACCCAUUCGCCCCCCCCACCGGGCCCGGCCUACUACGGCCAGAUGGACGCAGCCCAGACCUCCAUGAGGCGUCUGUCCAUCCAGCCCAGGUCUAGGUCCGUCCCCAGAUCUCCGUCCUCAUCCACGGGUGGGCCCUACUCGCCCGGCCCUCAUAGCUUUGUGUCCCCCGCCCGCUCGCCCUCUGCGCUGUUUGACAGAGGACCUGGAAGGUUACGGGAGGAUGUGAUCUAUGCUGACCCCUCGGUGUACGGGCUGAGAAGGUCUCUGAGUUCACCAAAGUAUGAUUACCCUGGAGACAGAAGGUCGCUAAGCCAAGGAAUGUACCAUUACAACUACCCUGCCUCCCCUUCGCUACACAGCAAAAUGGAGGACAUUUUAGACCUACAGCUCCAGCGGAACCUGGAGUACCUGGAUCAACAGGUGACCGGUGGAGAUCACCUUAUCGGAAUGCUAACCAGAAUGGUGGAGCGAUCCUCCCCUAGAGCAAAGCUCUUCACACAAGUGCCACCGUUCCGUGACCUCAGCAGGGAUCUUCAUCCCACACUGAAGCUCAACGAAAUCGAGACCAGCAAACUUCUGGGCCGUCUUUGUGAGCAGAACAGAAUUCUGAAGGACCAAGAAGCAAUGGUUCACAGGUUGAGAAUGGACAAGGACAGCCUAGAGGGGGCGCUUGUGGCCACGCACCAAGAGAUGGAACUGUACCGAGGACAGCCGCUGGCUGCAGACAAACUACAGCUCAAGAAGGAGACACUGCAGAACCAGCUCAUCAACAUCAGAGGAGAACUCUCCCAGGCAUCCAGUUCUUUGACUACCACCCGGAUGGAGUUUGAGGCCUUGGAAGAUGAAGUCAAUGCUAUUCAUGGAGACCUGUGGGAGCAACUGAAUGCAGGCGGGCAGAGUGAGUUGGUCCACAGACACAUUCAGAAGGAGUUCUGGAGAGUCCAGGAUGUGUUGGAGGGACUCCACAAGAGCAACCCUUCCCGAGGCACAGACACAGCCAAACACAGGGUGGCCAGUGGGGCGUCGGGUUCCUUUAGCACCAAUAGUCCUGCCAGUCCCCUGAGCUCAAUAAGCCUCACCAGUCCACUCAGCCCCUUCUCCCCAGUGCCCGCCUCCCAGGCCUCCCCUACCAAACACCUUGGUCCUGAGGACAUUGGCCCACCCCGGCCACCACUUCCAAAAUCCUACUACCCCCUGGAGUCACCCCCGUCCCUCCCCCCCUCCGUUCCCCCCCUGCCCUUCGACAGCUCCGCCUGGCUACGCAGCCUGGGCCUGGACGACGGUUACCUUGACGACGAAGAGUCCCACGGCAGAAAGCACAAGUACAGUUACCGGCAGGGUGUUUCCCCGGGAGAACGGACCAAUAACAAUGAAGUUCAGGAUCUUGAUCAGGAUCGACAGGCCAACAUGAAUAAAGUGGGAAUCGUUCCACCCAGGACUAAGUCUCCCAUGGAGGACCAAGGAAUAAACCGACGCAACGGCAAGGUGCCAAAUGGAAUCUCCAGGGAGCGUCCUAAGAGUGCAGUGUUUCCUGCAGAGGUCAAGUCCAAGAUGAGCAUUGAGGAGCAGAACGAGCGUAUCCGUAGGAACCAGAGCAGCUCGGUCAGGGACAAGAGGCGCAGUUUGAACUUGGGCAGCCAGGGCGGCGCCAACUACAGAGUGGUGAGGCGGAGGUUGACGGCCCACGAGGUGGACAUCAAGGACCUGGAGGCUGCUGUACGAGGCGAGGGGGUGCCGGAGUCCCCUAGAGAGGAAAUCGCUCGCCUCAGACGGUUACAGAUGGAACCAGACCACUACGACCUGGACAUCAGUAAAGAGCUGGCUGCUCCAGACAAGGUUCUGAUUCCAGAGCGUUACCUGGAUGUGGAACCCAACAUGCCUCUGAGCCCGGAGGAGCAGAAGGAGAAACAGAAGAAAGUAGAGAGGAUUAAGACACUCAUUGCCAAAUCAAAUCUCCAGAAUGUGGUUCCCCUAUUGGAUGGUCCGACUGAGGGGGGUGGUUCCUAUCACCAGGGCAACCCAGAGACGCAGCUCCAGGAGCAGGAGAAGAGAAUUGAGAUCUCCUGUGCCCUGGCCGCGGAGGCCUCACGACGCUCCCGGCUGCUCUCCGCCCAGUGUGCUCCCAGUCCCCCUGCCUCCCCGACCAGCCUGGCCACUCCCCCCUCCUCCGCUGACUUCCCCCGACCCCGCCCACAUCAUGAAGGUGUGAGUCUGUGAAGCUCAAGCUCUGGCUGCCGUCACGUUUGAUGGAGCAUCCUUCUGAGGAUCUACUGGAACAUGAAAUAAAAUCCCAAAGAAACUGCUUUUGUUUAUUCAACCUCCACAAAAAGUCCCCAACAGAAAGUAGCAGGACGUCCAACUGAGGACAUUUUCACGCCAAACAGAUGAUUGAUGGAGAGAAUGAAGGGCCACACCUCCCACUCACCGGUAGGAGGGCGCCAUGAAGGCACCUUCCUUGGUCAGCUACUACUCUUCUUAGCCCUGGCCGGGCAGAAACAACUGCUCUCCCAUGCUGUACAGACAGUGGAACAGCGUUUGGCCAGGAGGCCAUGGUUAGAAGGAUCACAGGGACAUGAGACCCAGGAGGAUGUUAGAGUAUCGUGACUGAUCGGUUCCGGGGGACAUUUAUCGUACGUGAUGCACAGUUCGCUGGUAAGAUGAACAGGGAAUCGACGGCCGGAGCUGGACUUUAGUUGAAACGACUGGGGAGAGGAAGGUUUUUAGUGGUGCCGAGAGCAGUACAGAACCAAUCAGAGAGCAGUACUGAACCAACGAGAGGCUGACGUGUUUUGUAUCACAGGGAAAGGUCCCAGGCAAGGACUAGGAAGCACAUGGAAAGUUGUUGAAGAGCUACAAAGAUAUGAGUGGAACAGUACCAAAAUAGUAGGAAGAGCAUCAGAAAAGAAUAUGGCCUCAUUCGAGCAAUGUAGUCUCCUUGACCCCUAGGUCGUUAUCUCAAACUCAGUUAUACAAUCCUUUAUGUUUGACUUCCUGCCAUUGUCCUCAGAAACCAUUAGUUGGUGAGCUGUCUUGCAUAGACACUGCGUGUGGCACACUCAACGCAUACACACACACACGUACGCACACACACAUAUAUACACACACACGUAUACACACACACACACACACACCAUCCUUCUUCCCCCAACCUCAUAGUUGCAGGGCACAGGUGUACAGCUGUGGUGGAAUGAGCCACCCUCCUUUCCAUUCAAAAUCUUAUAUCCUGGAUGAGGAACCUGCCUAGUGCAGAAUGAACCUGGCCUCCCAGCCCUGUACCCAGGCUGGCCUAACCUCUGUGUGUCUGUCUAGACUGUAGCUGCUUCUCUAGAUAUGAGUACAGCCCAUAUACCUGGAGCAUUAAAGCCAUUGGCCUCCUCUUAGUCAUUGCUUAGUCACUGAUAGGACCUGACUUCAGUGGUACAUGGAUAGCUGAAUGUGUGGAUAAAAAUAUAGAGAUACAUUUAUAUAAUUAUACUAUAUGGUUCUGUGUGUGGAAUGACUUCAAUGGGGGGAAAAGUGACCUUAGGGUGGCGUCUGUUGAAUCACAUCGUGACAAGAUGGGUUAUCAACCUGCAUCCCAGACACACUACGUAUCAGGAAGCCAAAUGCAUUUCUCAUCCUUCUGAUCAACACAUUUUUCAGGGUUACCUCAAAACACGACUUGUUAUUAUUUUUUUACCUGUUUCACCUGAUUCAGAUGAGACUGCUAGGCAGAGAUAGAAGCAUCCUGGCCAGGUUUACGAGAAUUAGAUUCUGUGUUGGAGGAUGUUCCAAGACAUUGUAAUGUGCCACCUUCUCCUCCCGCUCCUCCUUGUGUCCUCCACGCAGGUUGUUGACCCAUCCUAAGCAUUUGUAUUUGUCUGUUGAUAAGGAAAACCUGUCUGUCCGUCGAUCACUGUCAGCCAGCGUCUCCAGAUUUGAUCUGACACAUCUGUGAAAAUGGAACACUUUCUAUUGCCUGUCUUCAAUCACUAUCCCCUCAAAAAUCGUUUUCUUCCACCCCUUCUACUGUUUCUGUUUCAUUGUCAUUCUGGCUCAGUGAUACUGUUGGUUUUGUACAGGAAGAUAGACCUCUUUAGAUUCAAGCCUACAGGUUUGAUGGCGGGUUAAACAUUUGUAUACAUAAAGUAGAUUAUCAAUAGAAAUAAAUAGAAAAAAGGGUCUGAUUGAAAUAGCUAUAUAUUUUCUUGUUUUGAGAAAGGGAAAGGUCAAAAAGAUGCAGUACAUAUUUUUUUAGACGCAUGGGUAUUUGAUGACUCAAAGUUAAAACCGAUAGGUAAGACUUUUAAAACGUAAUCAGGAAUGUUUUGAAUUUUUCACAAUAUUGACGGGAAUUGAUUCUUGAUGAAAUAUUUUUUUUUUAAUUUAUUGCUUUUAGGAAGGCCCUGGUUGAACAUGACUUUGAAAAUAUAGGUAUAUUUUGGAUGAAUUGGAAUCAGAUGUGUUGGUAGAAACAAAACAGCCAAAUGUGGUGUGUCUAAUAUUUGAUAACAAUGUAGCAUUUACGGCUAAUAAUGAUAUGGAGAGAUUUAACACAUUGGUCAGUGUACAUAUUUCCAAUUUUAACUAUGUAUAUCAUAAUAAUAACAAAGUGUUGCUAUUUUGGAGAGAAUACACAAACUGCUUGAACUAUGCAAAUAAAAAAGUUGUAAAUCAUAUGCUCGCUUUAGGAAAACCUUCUUGCAAUAAAGUGAAUGUUUACACAUAUAUAUAUACACUAUGUGUUUCUUUUAACAUACUUUCAAAAUAUCUCUGCCAUACUUUCUAAGAAAAUGGUAAUCGUAUUCACAGAUGUUGUUACUGUUGCUUUGAUCUUGUUAUGGGUGUGGAGUAUCACUGCCAAAUUAAUCAUACUACUGAGAUUGUUUACUCACCUUUCUGUCUGUUAUAUUAAUAGACAUUUACUGAGAAUAUCAUAAGGACUCUAUUACCUAUAUCAUUAGGACUUUGUUCAAUUCUAUCGUAUGUGUGUCUGGAUAAAUAAACCUGAAGAUAUCAUGCAGA